This is a messenger RNA of Capsaspora owczarzaki ATCC 30864, 3370 nucleotides long. Its product is annotated as isoleucyl-tRNA synthetase. The transcript is spliced from 3 exons. Gene Ontology annotation, biological process: isoleucyl-tRNA aminoacylation. Gene Ontology annotation, molecular function: ATP binding; isoleucine-tRNA ligase activity; tRNA binding. Gene Ontology annotation, cellular component: cytosol. The coding region runs from base 99 to 3335 and encodes 1078 amino acids. The record is from RefSeq and is a predicted model, not a curated record. Lineage: Eukaryota; Filasterea; Ministeriida; Capsasporidae.
CAUCAUCAUCAGCAGCAGCAGCAGAACAUGCGCUCAGUGCGACUGCUGCUGCUGCUGCUGCUGCUUCAGCCGCUGCCGCCGACGCCAAUGCAAACCCAAUGCACGCGUUCAAGGCGUCGCUCCUGCUGCCGCGCGCCGACGGAUUCCCGCUCUGGCCAAAGAACAUCAACGAGCACGAGGCCUCCGUGUUGAAGCGCACUGGCGGCGCAUCGCAGGCGCUGUACGACUGGCAGCUCUCGGGCGAUCGCUCUGCUGCCACACUGCCAAGACAACAGCCGCCCGAGCAGCCGAGACACCGAGACCCUGCGACCCCCAGCCAAAGCCCAGCGGAUGAAAUCAUGGACCAGAAACAGGAAUCCGUCGAGCGCGGCUCAAUCACACCGGAAGCAGGACUACCUGCCGAGAGCUCAUCAUUCAAGCUCAGCCAAGCGAACGAUGCCAAGCACCCGUUGUUCAUCCUUCACGAUGGCCCGCCGUACGCGAAUGGACAGCUCCAUCUGGGCCAUGCCAUGAACAAGAUUCUCAAAGACAUCGUCGUCCGGCAUAAGGUCCUGCGAGGGAAUCGCGUGCACUUUGUACCGGGCUGGGACUGCCAUGGCUUGCCGAUCGAGCUCAAGGCGCUUGGAGACUCACUCACGAAACACGUCGAGUUCACGCCCGCUCAGCUGCGAACCAAGGCCGCGCAGUUUGCUCGCGAAGCCAUGGAGAUGCAGCGAAAGGAAUUCAUGUCGUGGGGUGUGCUCGGCGACUGGCAGCAUCCAUACCUGACCAUGACGCCGAGCUACGAGGCGCGACAACUGCAAGUGUUUUACCAGCUGUACACCAAGAAGCUCAUCUACCGCGGCCUGAAGCCGGUGCACUGGUCGCCGUCCACGCAAACAGCGCUGGCAGAGGCCGAGCUCGAGUACCAGGACAACCAUGUGAGCGUGGCGGCGCACGUUCGCUUUGAGCUGCCUGCCAACCACAAGGCAGCCUUGUUGCAAGCAGCCAACUGGCAGGAUGCCGGCGCCGUCGACAGAGCUGCGCUUUCCGACAAUCUUGCCGUCAGCAUGGUGGUCUGGACCACAACCCCUUGGACCAUUCCUUCAAACCAAGCGAUCGCCAUCAACACCAGCCUCGACUACUCGCUGCUCCACGUCACAGAAGCAGUCCAGCCGGCCAGCCCGGGCCGCAAAUGGCUCACACAGACAAUCAUGCCGUCUCGAAGCCGGGACCAGGUGAUUCUAGUUGCGACACCCUUGGUCCCAUCCAUUGUGCAGGAUUUCGCCACAGCUCAAUCACAAGUCAAGCAAGUCGCCUCGAUUUCUGGUGCAAGCCUUCUGGCAUUGGGCCUUCAGGCAACCCAUCCCCUCGAAGCUCAUCGCACCGUGCCAAUUAUUCAUGGCUCGCAUGUCACAGCCGACGCAGGCACGGGUUUGGUUCACACUGCUCCUGCGCACGGCGUGGAUGACUUUAUCGUCUGCAAAACAAACAACAUUCCGCUUCUCAACCUGGUCGACGAGCGUGGCUGCUACAAGGCGGACGUCGCACACGGUCUCGCCGGCCUGCAAGUCCUCACAGUCGGCAACGCCAAGGUGCUCGAGCUGCUUGAGCAGGCAGACCGUCUGCUGCUCGCCAAACCUCUCAAGCAUCGCUACCCCUACGACUGGCGGUCGAAAAAGCCCGUCAUCACGCUGGCCACCAAGCAAUGGUUUGCAAGCCUGACCAAUGUCAAGCACGACGCCCUGCAGGCGAUUCUCGGCGUCGAGCUCGUGCCCGCCGUGUCUCGCAACCGACUGGCCGCCAUGCUGGGGGGCAGAAACGACUGGUGCAUUUCGCGGCAGCGCUCGUGGGGUGUGCCAAUCCCCGUCUUUUACAACAAGGAGACUGGCGAGCCGCUGCUCGACGACGACAUGUUUGCCCACAUCCACCAACUCGUCUUGCAGCAAGGCACGGAUUGCUGGUUCACCAAGAGUGUCGCAGAGCUGUUGCCGGCGUCGAAGGCGUCGAUGGCCGAGCAAUUGGUCAAAGGCACCGACACGAUGGAUGUCUGGUUUGAUAGCGGCACCUCGUGGAUGCUUGUGCAGCAGCUGGCGGCUCAGCAGCAGCAGCAGCAGCAGAAACAAGCCGACAAGCCUGCCCCAGCGCCGGUUGUCGCAGACCUUGUUCUCGAGGGCUCGGACCAGCAUCGUGGCUGGUUCCAGUCUUCGCUGCUGACCUCGGUGAUUGCACGAGGUGUGGCUCCCUUCAAAACCAUUGUGACGCACGGCUUUUUGCUGGACGAGCGUGGUCGCAAAAUGUCAAAGUCCCUUGGAAACGUGGUCGAGCCUGCACGCAUCACGCACGGCGGGAGCGCUGGAGCCAAAGGCGGCGAGCCCUGGACGGCUGCUGGCACGGACGUUCUCCGCGCCUGGGCAGCGUCUGCUGACUACUCGGCAGACGUGGUCAUCAGUAAAGACGCCAUCAAGGCACAGACACAGAUUGUCAAAAAGAUCCGCAACACCUUCCGGUACUUGCUCGGCAACCUGCACGACUUUGACCCGGCGAAACACUUGGUUCCGCUUGCCAGCCUUCGCUUGGUGGAUCGCGUCGUGUUACAGCGGACCAGUGCGCUGUGGGAUUCUGUCCAACAAGGGUACGAAUCGUAUGCGUUUGCUCGAGCAUCCCUGGCCAUCACGACAUUCUGCAAUGUCGAGCUGUCUGGCUUUUACUUUGAGUUGUCCAAAGACCGCCUGUAUGCCGCUGGCGCCGAGUCGCCCGAGCGUCGUGCUGCACAGACUGUGUUGUACCACGCUGUGGUCACCAUCUGCAAGGCAGUGGCGCCCGUGCUGUGCCAUCUCGCCGAUGAAGUCUGGUCGCAUCUGCAAGGCAAUCCCGAGCAAAGCGUCCUUCUUGGCCACCAAGCCGCCGCGUCGUCUCUGGGUGACGUCGAGCCAUCGCUUGCUGCCGCUUGGCCAGCGCUUCUCAACCUCCGUGCUGUGGUCAAUCGCGCACUCCAAGUCCCGCGCUUUGCCCAGCAGAUUGGCUCUCCCUUGGACGCGGAUGUGACGCUUGAGCUCUCCCCAGGCAGCAUUGAAGCACUGCAGACUCUGUUUUCCAACUCCAGCGCCUCCCUCGAGGAGCAGUUAGCCGAGCUCUUCAUUACUUCGCAAGUUCGACUGGUCGAUCGUCCCGAGCCUGCCUCAGCCCGCCUUCUGCACACUCAGCGAGAGGAGUUGGAGGGAUUAGGACCCAGUGUAACCCCAAUUGCGGUGCACGUCUCACGCGCGGCCCUGCACAAGUGCCCCCGCUGUUGGCGAUUUACUGCGCAAGAGCCCGCUCAUCUUUGUCAGCGCUGUGCAAAACUGAAUGUUUAAAAGACAUGCAACGUAAUACAACAAAUUGCAACCGU